Messenger RNA from Condylostylus longicornis, 1669 nucleotides. RefSeq names its product transmembrane protease serine 9-like. Bases 67 to 1614 code for a protein of 515 amino acids. Gene Ontology annotation, molecular function: serine-type endopeptidase activity. Gene Ontology annotation, biological process: proteolysis. The transcript has 4 exons. The record is from RefSeq and is a predicted model, not a curated record. Lineage: Eukaryota; Metazoa; Arthropoda; Insecta; Diptera; Dolichopodidae.
GUUAAUUAAAGAUGUAGUAUUUCAUUUAAUCAGAUUUCAAUAGGUCCAUAAUUGAAUAUUACAAUAAUGGUUGGCAAUAUUGUUUAUAUUUUAUUAUCAGUAGCAUUCUCAAUUGUAAAUGCUCAAAUAGGUUCUCGUAUUGUUGGAGGAGAAUUUGCUAAAGAUGGACAAUUUCCAUAUCAAAUUUCCUUACAAUUAAGGAAAAAUCACAUUUGUGGUGGUUCAAUUAUUGGGCCAAGACAUAUUUUAACAGCAGCUCAUUGUGUAACUUGGUCGGAUGGAAGCUUAAUUUCAGCUGAUUCAUUUUUUAUUCGAGCUGGCACAAAUAUUUUAGGUAUUGAUGGUCAAGUAAAACAGGCCCAAGAAGUUUAUGUGCAUGAAAAAUAUAGAAUGAAUUUAAAUGAUGUCGCAGUUAUUAAACUUGCAGAACCAUUAGAAUAUAAUUCAAAAAUUCAAGAAAUUGAAAUGGAUAAAGAAGAUGUUCCAGUUGGUGCAGUUGUAACAAUUUCAGGGUGGGGUAAAACAGCACACGGUGGUAAAAGAUCUGAAGUUUUAAAAACUGCAACUUUGAAAGUCUUAUCAAUUGAGCAAUGUGAUAAAAAGAGUGGAUUAGGUUUUAAACAAACUAUAUGUUUAGAUCAUCCAGUUGGUACUGGUGCUUGUCAAGGUGAUUCAGGUGGUCCAGCUACAUAUAAUGGAAAAUUGAUAGGUGUUGCAAGUUUUGUAGCAAAAACAUGUGCUUCUAACAAACCUGAUUCAUAUGCUAGAGUGUCUUUGUAUUAUGAUUGGAUUAAAGAAAAAAUGUCUUUAUCUGACCUCCAAAACUUAAUAAUUGAAUACUUAACAAUUGAUUCCUGCAAAAUGUGUAGCAAAAUUAUUUAUCUUGUCUUAUUAGGAAUAGUAGCGGUUACAAAUGCUAGAAUAAAUCCACGAAUUGUUGGUGGUGAUAUUGCGUUGGAAGGACAGUUUCCGUAUCAAAUAUCCUUACAAUUGAAUACAAAUCAUAUUUGUGGCGGUUCAAUUAUUAGCCCAAGACAUAUUUUAACAGCCGGUCAUUGUGUUACUUGGUCGGAUGGAAGUUUAAUUUCUGCUGAUUCAAUUUCUGUUCGAGCCGGUUCAAAUAUUAUAGGAGUUGAUGGUCAAGUACGACAAGCUCAGGAGAUUUACCUUCAUGAAAAAUAUUCUCGUUCAUUAAAUUUAAAUGACGUUGCAGUUAUUAAACUUUCUGAACCAUUACAAUAUAAUCCAAAAAUUCAAGAAAUUGAAAUGGAUAAGGAAGAUGCUCCAAUUGGUUCAACUGCAACUAUUUCUGGAUGGGGUAAAACCGCAAAUGAUGGUAAAAGAUCAGAAGUGUUGAAAUUUACAACUCUUGUUGUUUUAUCAAUGGAACAAUGUGAUAAAAAGAGUGGAUUAGGUUUUAAACAAAUUGUAUGCUUGGAUCAUCCAGCUGGUACUGGUGCUUGUCAAGGUGAUUCAGGUGGUCCAGCCACUUAUAAUGGAAAAUUGAUAGGUGUUGCAAGUCUAGUAGCAAAAACUUGUGGAUCUAAUAAACCUGAUUCAUAUGCUAGAGUUUCUUUGUACUACGAUUGGAUUUUAGAAAAAAUGACAUUAUAAAAAUGAAAAUAUAAGCGUGAAAAUUGAAGUUGAAAAAAUAAAGAAUUUUCGGAUU